Sphenostylis stenocarpa is the source of this 1668-nucleotide messenger RNA. The record is from the annotation of a GenBank genome assembly. Lineage: Eukaryota; Viridiplantae; Streptophyta; Magnoliopsida; Fabales; Fabaceae.
AUGAAGGGACUCUACAGAGACGUUCCUCAAGCGGAUCCACCCCAAACAAUUAUCAUCGGUACUGGUAAUACUUGUCCACAACCAGUAAUUGAUCUUGUUUGGCCUUCAAGAGGAACAACUCGUAGUGCUUCUCAAAUAGUUUCACCUCAAGAGCGUGCUGGUGUUGCUGCCCCUCCAGAAAACAUUGACAGCCCCAUGGCAUGCUUCAUGGAUUGUAUAGAGGCUCUUAAGAAGGAGAAUGGGAGCGUUAUCAGCACAAUUUCCAGGCAUGUAGACAAAUACCUUAAAGCUAAUGUUCUCAGUGAGGACCGGAUUUCAGUGCCAAAAUUGCAUGGCGACGACAACAUAAUGGUGGAUUCAUUGUCGUCAGGAAUUAUCAUCCUUCGUGAACGUGCAAAGAACAUGGUGUUAGAUGGAUUUCAGAAGGAAUGCUUAGACGUGUACAGUAAUUGGCGGAGGGAUUUUCUGAAAGAGAGUCUAUUGACAUUAGGGUUGCAGGAUCAAGAGUUCAACAUGGAGGACAAUAACAACAUGGAGAAGAUUGAGAAGUUGAUAAAAGCUAUGAACGUAGCUGCGAGGAUACUCUUUCCCAAUGAGAGGAGACUCUGCGAUCUUGUCUUUGGCGGCUCCAUUUGGAAGUUUCAUUUCAGAGAAUUUUGCACGGAUUUAGCAACCAGUCUACUGAACUCUGCCCUUGCCUUGCCAACUUGGAGCCAUUUUAUGCGCAACACAUUGCAGGAGUUGAUACAAGAGUUUCAGUCAUAUACAACACUCGUAAAUAGUACAGUGUUCGUGGUAAGACAGAGAUUGUGCCUUCAAGAGACUUUGGAAGAUGUAACACUCAUUCCCUGUGGCGGGCUUCAUCCUAUUACCCUUGAAGUGAUGUACUAUCUUUACUCUGAUUACAAAAAUAAGGAAAUUAGCACACUUAGCCAAGCUUUAGAGGAGGGAAAGAUUUCAUCGACUGUGUACAUGGCUAGAGUGGCAGAACUGUUAAAGAGUAGUUUGGAAGCCAAGUCCAAAAAUGCCAAUAAGUUUGAACUGAUGUACUACAUUUAUUCUCUUCGCCGAAGUAGGGAGAGUAAACUUAGCCAAGGUUUAGAACAAGAAAAGUUUUUUUCGCCUGAGUGCAAGGCCAGGACAUUAGAGCUUUUAGAGAGCAGUUUGGAAGCCAACUCCAAAAAUUACAAUAACCCUACUUUGGGUUAUGUUUUCAUCAUGAACAACCUAAGAUUCAUAACAGUAGAGACAAAACUGAAUGGAUUGGAACCUAUUUUUGGCGAUGACUGGCUCCAGAAAAAUACAACAAAAUUCCAACAAAACCUUGAACUCUAUCAAAGAAGCUCAUGGAAUAAGAUUGUGGACUUUUUGAAGCCGGACAUCAAUCAGCUAGAGCCUAGUGUUGCAGCCGAGUUGAUGAAAGAUAACCUUCAUUGGUUCAGUGAACACUUUGAUGAGACAUGCAACGUUCAGUCUGCAUGGUCUAUCUGUGAUGAGGAAUUAAGGGAGCAAAUAAUAAAAUCCAUAGAAAACAUCCUGUUGCCAGCAUAUGGAAAUUUCCUCAGGAGAUUUGAGGAACUUAUUGGGAAGCAUGCUUAUGAGUACAUUCAAUAUGGAAUGUUUGAGGUUCAAGAUCGACUCAACAGAUUGUUUCUUGUAAGGGAGUAG